Molecule: messenger RNA, 6845 nt
Organism: Entelurus aequoreus (snake pipefish)
Lineage: Eukaryota; Metazoa; Chordata; Actinopteri; Syngnathiformes; Syngnathidae
Product: terminal nucleotidyltransferase 5C-like
Exons: 2
Coding region: 494-2371 (625 amino acids)
Biological process (GO): mRNA stabilization
Molecular function (GO): poly(A) RNA polymerase activity; RNA binding
Source: RefSeq, a predicted model, not a curated record
AACACAAAAUGCUAAUAUUUUUUUGUUGGGAGUCCAAAAUAUUAUGUUGACGUGUUUUGCGCAACAAAAGCGAAAGUUGAUCUCGAGUAGUGGGCGGGGCCAGCGGUUGAUUGAUGAUAAGAUUUAUGGCGUGGAUCGCAGCGGGUGAAAGAGGAUGACUCACUCCGUCUGUUGAGAUGUUUCACCCCGCGACAGCUCGGCAGUGCGGCGGAGCAGCUCGACAUGUCGCUUUUUGCUCCGUACAACAACAAGACAAACUUUGAUAAAUAGUUGCCUGGACCUCAAAUACACAGUUUACUUAGGCGUCUGAGAGUCUACAAGUUAGGGAGAGAAAGGCCGUCGUGAUUUACCGUCAUUUCCCCGUCCCACUGGUUUCCAUGGAAACAAUGCUGCUGUGCGUCUUGGCAUUUUAAUCUCUAAACCUGUUGGAUAUCUCAAGUCUCUUUUUUUGUCUUUAAUUUGACCAAAACGCAAGCAAAAUAAGCCGGCAAACAUGGCAGAGCCUCAAUCGGAGAAAAGAUUCCACAACUUGACCUUGCAGCAACUCCAGGCUCUGGACCAAAUCCUGACCGAGGUCAUUCCCAUCCAAGGACGCGGGAAUUUCCCCACAUUGCAGGUGAGAGCCAAAGACUUAAUCCGCGUGGUAAAGGAUCGACUCGUGGAACGAAAGAUCCUCGUUAAAGAUAUCCGCCUGAAUGGAGCAACUGCCAGCCAUGUUCUGGUGAAGGACAAUGGCCUGGGUGUCAGAGAUUUAGACAUCAUUUUCAGAGUGGAGUUACCGAGGCAGGAGGACUUCCAGGUAAUUAAAGAGGUGGUCCUGGGCAGCCUGAGAGACCUUCUUCCAAGCGGAGUGAAAAGAAGUAAGAUCACCUGCCUCACUAUGAAGGAAGCGUACGUGCAAAAGAUGGUGAAAGUUUUCACCGAGCAGGAUAGAUGGAGCCUCAUCGCUCUGUCCAACAACCGAGCCAGAACCGUCGGGCUGAGAUUUGUUAGCACGCUUCGCAGACAGUUCGAGUUCAGCGUGGACUCCUUCCAGAUCAUUCUAGACCGUGUGCUGCAGUCCUACUGGGAGACUGACAGGAGGCAAAGGUGCAAUUUGUCUUUGGAUGCUCAGAACUUGGGAAAAAGAGAAGAGAGUGAGGAGCAAGCAGAGUCUAAGAUGGCUUCCUGCGGAGAGAUUCCACAUGGGCAUGAAGAUGUUACGGAAAAGGAGCCUCCUCAUGCAGAGAAGGUUGAGUUAGCGUCCGACGACGUCAACUCCAAUCAGGAAGAGGAGGAUGUUGUUUGUGAGCCUUUUUGCAAAGAUGAUCCUGUAGUUUCACCUCCUUUACCCUCAAAUGCCGAGAAGGUUCAAGAGGAGACCUCUCAACCGAUCAUGGCGCAGGAUUGUCUCCAGGUCACCACCCAGCUAGAGUCCAGUCUUGAGUUCUCUUCUCCUCCCCCAGCAAAGAAAACCUGCAGCACGUCACAGGAUGUCGUCCCAGACUACUGUCCUUCGCCCAAACUUCAGCGGAAAAUGUCCCGCAAGAUGAUUUGCACCCCUGAGAGAUGGUCUUUACUGACCGACGUCUCUGAUAUGACCACUCAGAUGUUCACGCCCAUCCAGAUACCACCUCAGCCGAAGCCUCCUGUACAUAAAGAGGCUGCCUCACAGGAGAGUUUCGCAGACCCUGAGACAAAUCAAGCUGUUGAACCGACCGUGAAACACAAGGAACCUCCAGAUGGCAACCUUGUAAAUGUAGGAUGCACACAGCAGGAGCAGGAAGAAGCCCCUCCAUUGAGCUCAUGGGGGUCCAGCAUGGCGGUGGAGGCAGAGUGCAUGUACGGAGACUUUGGCCAGGCAAUAGAGCACCUGCGCCACCGCCUGAUCUCCACGCACAAUCCCGAGGAGAUUCGAGGAGGAGGCCUGCUGAAGUACAGCGACCUCCUGGUGAGGAACUUCCGCCCGGCAAGCGAGAAUGAGAUCAAGUCCUUAGAGAGGUACAUGUGCUCCCGCUUCUUCAUCGACUUCUCUGACGUGGGCGAGCAGCAGCGCAAGAUCGAGGCCUACCUGCAGUAUCACUUCACGGGCAGCGAGGAGAGCAGCAGGUACGACUACCUGAUGACGCUGCGGCGCGUCAUCGACGAGAGCACCGUGUGCCUGAUGGGCCACGAGAGGAGGCAGACACUCAACAUGAUCACCGUCCUGGCUCUGAGGGUGCUGGGGGAGCAGAACGCCAUCCCCAACGCUGCCAACGUCACGUGCUUCUACCAGCCCGCGCCUUACUUGAGUGAGCCCAUUUACGGCAGCUACUUUGUCACGCCGCCGCAGCCGCCGCUCAUUUACCACCCCUACCCGGUGCACGUGCACAUGCAGAGCGGCGUGGUGUAGCCGCGGCCACGUGCCCCCAGGGAGGCAGCUUUUUUUUCAAUGCGGGCCUUCACUUGGCACUGCUUUUGACAAGAAGAGGGACCGUCAGGCACGGUGUCCUUUCAGGCUUUGACAUCGCCAGGACUGAGCGAAGUCUUUUGGACAUGAAACGUCAACAAGGACGACAAGUGCACAGGAGAAGUUUGCAUGGACUUACGAACACGGGGAAGUGUUAUCAUCGUAGGGUGAUGAAUAAUCAUGAAACAUCAACACGGUUAUGUGCAUCACAACUUGUCAGCAUGUUGUAUCACACAGUGUGGAUAUUUAACUCAUUUGAUCUGUAAGUGUAACUGUAAGCAGUGUGUGUGUGUGUGUAUAGGGCUGCAAAAUUCCAGGAAAAUUUAACGUUUCCAUGGGAAUGUGUAGGAAAUCAACUGGAAAUUAGACAAACUGCAUGUGUCUCAAUUUAUUGCAGUCAUGUCGCCGCCAAUGGAGAUUUUUUUUUCCACUCCCCACACCUUCCCUUAAUUGAAAUACUGUUAAGAACCUGAUAAUAUGCAUAUAUGUAAACCACAUUUUAAUGUCUUUUUUGUUAGUGUUAUUCAACAGUGAUCAUUAUAAAACACUGGUGGCGUAUCCAUCCGACAUGUUGUGUUUGGGGCCAAGAUGGCUGUUAAUGGAUCACGCUUUGCUUUAAUUGAUAAGUCAUAGAAAUGUAAUAAUAUGAAAAUUACAUACCAAGGCUAUUGUGACCAAAAUUAUCACGGUAUUGUUGGAUAUUCCCAAAAAGUAGAAAUUAUCGAAACCAAGUUUUAUUAAAAAAAAAUAUACAUACAUAUACACAUACAGUCGUGGUCAAAGGUUAUGAAUUUGUUUCUUCAGCAUUGUCCACACGUUUAAGUAAGAACUUUGGGAAGGCCAUUCUAAAACCUUAAUUCUAGCCUGAUUUAGCCAUUCCUUGACCACUUUUGACGUGUGUUUGGGGUCAUUGUCCUGUUGGAACACCCAACUGCGCCCAAGACCCAACCUCCGGGCUGAUGACUUUAGGUUGUUCUGAAGAAUUUGGAGGUAAUCCUUCUUUUUCAUUGUCCCAUUUACUCUCUGUAAAGCACCAGUUCCAUUGGCAGCAAACCAGGCCCAGAGCAUAAUACUACCAUGCUGAAGAAAAAAGUCCAUGUCAGAAAACCAACAAAUUUAGCUGAAUUUCACCAAUUUUGUCAAAGGAGUGGUCAAAAAUUAAACCAGAAGCUUGUGGAUGGCUACCAAAAGCGCCUUAUUGCAGUGAAACUUGCCAAGGGACCUGUAACUAAAUAUUAACAUUGCUGUAUGUAUACUUUUGACCCAGAAGAUUUGGUCACAUUUUCAGUAGACCCAUAAUAAAUUCAUAAAAGAACCCAACUUCAUGAAUAUUUUUUGUGACCAACAAGUAUGUGCUCCAAUCACUCUAUCGCAAAAAAAAUAAGAGUUGUAGAAAUUAUGUUCUUUACAAAUGUAUGUAAACUUCUGACCACGACUGUAUAUACAUGUACAUAUAUACAUAUUUUUUCAUCUGUUUGUCUUAUUUCGUCAUGACUUAUAAAGGUUUUAAAUGAUCGAGGAAAACGUGUGUUGUCUUGUCACGUCCGAUUUUGCAACGUAAUGCAAAUUAGCUUCUGGUUGUAGUCACCGUGUAUUCGUGAAAUAUUCGUUAGUGCACACAGCGAUCACUUUACUAAGGGAGCAUGGGGGUUCAAUGAAAACAAUUGAAUAACUUAGUUGAUCGGACAGAAAUACAUUUAUACAAGUUUGGAUUUAGGAAUGUCGUUUGUAAUGAGGAAAGAUGAUGAUGUCUCUUUUAUUCAUGUUAGCAUUUAAGCUAGCUAGCACUAACUCUCUUCUACAAUAAAUGAGCAAGUCCGUGAGUUUUAAGAUACAUUUUUUUUAAACAAAUAUUAACCGUCGAGCAUUUUACUGUGGUUCAUCAUUAUACCGUUUUAUCGUUACAUUCACCUUAAGUCAUUUGGGUGGACAGAACAUUUACAUAAACAAAUAAUUCUCAUUUAUAAUCUGUCUUGCCUCUUUUGCCAAGGACAGCCAUUUCCACGCCCCCCUGAAUCGAUAGUAUAUAACAAUAUUAAUAACCUGCUAUUUUUUAUAUGUGCAAACCAUUGUAUGGGUUGCAAAUAACCAGCUCAUAAAUGAAUAAAAUGAGCCGAGUUACGUUUAUUCAUUCAAAGGACCCAUAGCGUAAAGGACCCUAGAUUUUCCUGAAAUGAGUCUGGCAGUUAUAUCCCAUAAUAUCAAUUAGUUGUUAAGUAAUCGGUAGAUAUUCGAAAAAUAUGUUGGUACUCAGUUGUAAUACACUUUUCCACCACUUGUGGCAGUAAUGACAAUCUCAAACAAACAGAAGAAGUCUGGAGAUAAAGUCAUAGAUAAGUUUCGUAGGUGCAAAAAUGAUGACUGAAGUUAAGACUUACGCUUUGAUAGUUAUUUUAAGGAACAUAUUGUUCAUUAUAAAUUUUCUUGAAAUGUGUUUUAGCACUGUGUAAUUGUAUGUAGAUUUAUUUCUCGUCAGUUUUUAUGAGUACCUCCUUUUGCAGGAUAUUUGAUCAUUAUUUAUUUUGUAAUCAGCCUGACCUAAGUCUUGAUAAAUAAUCUUUGCGAUUAUCACAUGGUUUCAUAUCAUUUAACAAGGUUUAUCAUGUUUAACUAUAAGUAGGUUAGAUAUUUUAUUGAAUACCAUUCAAAUAAAGAGUAAGAUUAAUUAAUAAUUACCAAUUGAGUGUUCCUAUUUGGGUGGGAUCCGGGCCCCACUGUAGUGGAAAAGUUAAAAGAUAAAGAACCCCUGCUUUACAGAACUGGGGCCCAUUUUCCUGUAUAAACAGCCAUGAUUACUUCAAAACUGAUUAACUGGUGAACAUUAUGAGCAAAAAAAAGAAUUGCCACUUCCAUAGACAACAUAGCAUAGCCUGUGUUUUCUAAUGUUUAUUUCAGCAUUCCCUUAAGCAUCUUGAGGAAAACAUCAGUAGAAGAGGACGCACAAUGGUAUACUUGCUGCUUACUUUAUUUUUUAUCUCGUUUUUGAGGGCUGGCUCUGCACUUUUUCCGUUCCACAGAUUAUGACCUUCGAGGCUGCUCCUAAUUUUCAGAAUCGCAUUUGGCUUGAGUCUUUUACAUUUUUUCCAUCAAAACACCAACCAAAGCCCGUCUUCUCUGAAGUCCGAAAAAUUAAAAUCAUUCUGCUUGUUUUUUUUAUUGGCAGUAUAUAAAAAUAACAUAAAUUAUUCAAUAAUACAACACUUUUAUGUCAUUUAUAACUCAAAGCUAUAAUGUGGAAGUUUUUUUUCAGAUAGCUUAGCAUACGUUGACCUACAUUGGAUUAGCUUUAGCAUCUUUAGUGCACAAAAUGUAUGAAAGUGGCCUCCCUCAUCUUUCAAUUUUUAAAUGUUUAUUUUUAUACUGUGUUUCUAAUGACAAUACUUUAAUAAACUGCUUUCAUAAUAUAAUUUUUCGUCAUUUGCAUACUAAAUAGUAAUUUGAUAAACACAGUAGGUGAACAUGGGUGGAAAAUGUGCCCUUAUAACUCUUUCAAAAUAAACUUCAAUAUUUUUUUCCCAACUCCAAAUCUGAUAAUACACAUUUUAAACUACUAAAAAUCAAUUGGUUACACUUCUUUAUGGUACUGCUCAAUACAUACAAAAUACAAACUGGAAUCUUCAGAUGCUUUUUACGAGUCCUUUUUGUUUUUUACUGCAGCAUUCCACCUAAAUGUUGGAACAUCUAAAACGUAUUUUAGUUGACGAAUCACAUUUUUACUCAUGUAAUGAACACAAUGGCUGCAUUCAUUAGUAAUGGACUAUUGGUGAUAUGAUAUCCCUAAUAAUAUUAUUAAUAAUAAUAGUAAUGUAUAGCAUUAGAUGUGUUUUGUUUUGCUGCAUAACUAAUAUGGGCGCUCAUCAAUACUAAAUAUAGAAUGAAAAAGGUAGAGCUGUCUAAUAGGAGGUGAAUUUGCAGCAAUGUGGAUAUUGUUUGUAGCAGUGGACUUAGUGAGUGCCACUAAAUGUUCAAUUAUUCAAAUGUUUGUGUGUGUACAGUAUAGGUGUGCAUUGAUUAAAGUACACACUCACUGGCCACAACGUUAGCUACGCCUACAAAAUCUAAUGCAUGUUAGAUAACGAUAAGUGUGACUAAAAUCGGAUUAUCAAAUCAUUAAAUUGUGCCGACGCUGCUAAUGUUGUGGCUGCUGAGCAAAAACAACAAUAAAAUCAAGCACAGGUAAAACACACCUUUGUCUGAGAUUGAAGCACACAUUCCUUGCACUUACAGUAGAUGUCCGUUGUUGACUUAUGCUUGUGAUGCUCAGAUGUGAUAUUGAAGUACGUAAGUCAUAAUGUGUACAAUAUUACAUGUAAUGUGGGUUUUCCAAAUAAUUGAUAUUAAUGACAAGUAUUGUCACUGUAACAAUGCAUUAUAUUGAUGUUGGCUAUGCUGUGCAAUCACUACAGUAAAAAUACAU